Molecule: messenger RNA, 5094 nt
Organism: Trachemys scripta elegans
Lineage: Eukaryota; Metazoa; Chordata; Testudines; Emydidae
Product: alpha-2-macroglobulin-like protein 1
Exons: 37
Coding region: 91-4533 (1480 amino acids)
Cellular component (GO): extracellular region
Molecular function (GO): endopeptidase inhibitor activity
Source: RefSeq, a predicted model, not a curated record
GGGAUAUUUAGGACUCAACCCCUGGCGUUGAUAGCCAGCUGCUCUAGACUUAAGUGUGGAUCUCACCAGCGGUCCGUCCGAGCUCAAGCAAUGCAGGGAGUAUUGCUCCUCUGGGCCCUGGCUCUGCUCCCAAUUGCAGCUCCAGCAACUCUGAAUCCUUACUAUGUGGUAGUAAUCCCAGCCAUCAUUCACCAUCUUGGCCAUGAGAAGGUCUGCAUCCACCUCAGCUCCCUCCCUGAGACUGUCCACCUGGCUGUCACCUUGGAGAUGCAAACCCAGAAUCACACCCUGAUGGAGAGGGAUGUGGAGAAGCCAGGAAUUUUUGAGUGCAUCAGCUUCAAGGUGCCAGCCUUCGUACCUAGGGGAAAACAGUUUAAUGAACCAGCAGAAGAAGUGGCCUCUGUACAUGCAGUGAUCCACAUGGGGGAUAGGGUGAGCUACGAGGGCCGCAAAAAGGUGCUGGUAAGAAGACAGAAGACAAGGAUUGUUAUAGACACAGACAAGCCCUUCUAUAAACCUGGAGAGACAGUGAAAUUUCGAAUUGUGACCCUCGAUGAGGAUUUUAAGGCCAUUGAUGAAGUGCAUCCCCUGGUGCUGCUGCAGGAUCCCCAUGGGAACCGGAUUAGCCAGUGGGUGGACGUGAAGCCAAGACAAGGCAUUGUGGAUCUGUCCUUCCCCUUGGCCUCUGAAGCAGCCACGGGGAAAUACCAGAUCAAAGUGGGCAAGGAUAUGCCUCGAGGGCUUGAGGCAACCUUCAAGGUGGAGGAAUAUGAGCUGCCCAAGUUUGAGCUGGUGUUUAACGUUCCACCACUGGUCACCACUUCGGAAAAGAAAUUUCAGUUCACGGUUUGUGGCAGGUACACCUAUGGGAAACCUGUUCAGGGGAAGAUAGAGGUUAUUUUGGCUCGAAGCCUGUUCAAUCUCCAUGAAAAAGAAGAAAACAUUACAUCGUCCAUGUGCACUGCGGCCCAUGUGAACCAGACGAACAAGAAAGGUUGUGCCAUUUUUACAGUAGAUAUGGAUGAGCUAGAAAUAAACAGCACUGGCUACGGGAACAGUUUUUCCAUUGUAGCAGAACUGGAAGAAGAAGGAACAGGAGCCACGAACAUGGGAACAGUCACAGUUGCUAUCGCUACCAAGGUAGUGGCGGUGAACUUUGUCAAUCUCAACCCCUUUUACAAACUUGGAUUUCCAUACACGGGAAAGAUGCGCUUUACCAUCAAUGAUGUUCCCAUCAAAAACCGCACUGUCUACCUGACUGUGGAUGUCAAUGAUGUGGAGAUGGACCUGCCAUAUGUCACAGAUGAGAAGGGCGAAGUCCACUUCUCACUAGACACUGCAAAAUGGAACAAUACUCUAGUUUCUCUGAGGGGCAGAUACUCCAUUGUGAACAUAACCGAGAGGGAUCUCCACACCAUUUUAGUAGCACAACAGGAGGCUUACAACUGGCUGAAACCCUUCUACUCUGAGAGCAACAGCUUCCUAGAGAUCCAGCAGGUGGAGGAGGAGCUACCCUGUGACCAGGAACAGGAAGUGCGGGUGGAUUAUAUCCUGGACCGGAAUGAGCUGGGCCCUGGGGCAGAUCACGUGGAUUUCUAUUAUUUGGUUGUCUCAAGAGGCAGGAUUGUUCUCAGUGGACAGACUCAGGUGCCAGUUGGUCAGGAUGAGACACUGAAGGGCUCCUUCUCAUUGACUCUGCCCAUCAGCUCUGAACUUGCACCCUCUGCCACACUUUUGGUUUAUGCCAUAUUCACUGAUGGAGAGGUGGCAGCCGACGUGGAUGUGUUCAUAGUCAGCAAGUGCUUCAAACACAAGGUGACACUGGACUUCUCAGAGGAGGAGGACCUCCCAGGGUCAAAGGUCAAUCUGCACCUGAAGGCCGACCCUGGCUCCCUGUGCUCUGUCCGUGCCCUGGACAAGAGCGUCCUCCUGAAGGAUGAUAGAGUCAUGACACCAGAGAGUGUGUACAAUCUGGGAUCUGAAGAGGAUUAUAUGAUUGGUGGCCGAGGAUUUGUUUAUCGCUUAGAAGACUUUGAGCCAUAUCCUUGUCUGCCCCCUGUCCUUCCCUUCCCCACCACUCCCCGGAACAGACGCUCCUUGAUGGUAGCUCCCUGGUAUCAAAGCGAGGCUGAUGUCUAUAGUCUGUUUAAGCAAUUGAGAAUGAAAAUUUUAACCAACACCAAAGUGAAGAAGCCAGUUUCCUGUGAACGGCCAACCUACGAGAGAAGAAUCUUGCAUGCUGUCAGAACCCAGGACAGUGAUAAUGUCAUUCCCUUGCCUGUUCCUCAACCACAUGAUGGUGUGGCGCCAAGCCCUGAGAAGGAAAAGAAGACAAAACCACGGACACAUUUUCCAGAGACCUGGAUCUGGGAUCUGGUCCCCGUUGGUGAGGAGGGGAAGGCAUCUCUCCAGGCCACUGCUCCUGACACCAUCACAGAGUGGCAAGCCGACAUGUUCUGUGUUGCGGACAGUGGCUUUGGACUCUCACAGCCGGCCAAGUUCAGGGUCUUCCAACCCUUCUUUGUGGAUGUGACACUGCCAUACUCUGUGGUCCGGGAAGAGACCUUUACCCUGAAUGCCAACGUCUUCAACUACCUGAAGGACUGUAUCCAGGUGCACACCAGCCUGGCAGACUCUCCGGAGCUCCAGGUUGAGUCUUGCUCAGGCUGCCAAUACACCAGCUGUCUCUGCGCCAAUGAAGCCAAGACCUUCUCCUGGAACGUGACAGCCACCAAACUGGGCAAGGUGAAUGUCACCGUGAGCACCGAGGCACUGGAGUCACAUGAUCUGUGCGGCAAUGAGAUCGCCGUGACACCCCCACGGGGACAGACCGACACGGUGAUAAAAUCCCUGCUUGUCAAGCCGGGUGGUGUCCUCGAAGAGAAGACUCACAACGUCUUCCUGUGUGCUACAGAGGAUCCAGUUACUGAUGAAGUUUCCCUGAAGCUGCCAGAAGGAGUCGUGGAAGGAUCAGGCCGAGCCACUGUCUCUGUCAUUGGGGAUAUCAUGGGCACAGCCUUACAGAACUUACACCAGCUACUUCGUUUGCCCUUUGGCUGUGGUGAACAGAACAUGGUCAUGUUUGCUCCAAACAUCUUUGUACUCCAAUACUUGGAGAAGACAAAACAGGCUACCCCAGAGAUCAGAAACACGGCACUAAAAUUCAUGAAGACCGGUUACCAGCGCCAACUGCUCUACAAACACGACAACGGCUCCUACAGUGCCUUUGGGAAGCAUGAUGCCGAGGGCAACACCUGGCUGACGGCUUUUGUGGCCCGGUCCUUUGGCCAGGCCAGCUCCUACCUGUACAUCGAUGAGCGGCACAUACAGGAUGCUGUCCGCUGGCUGGGACAGAACCAGCUGCCCAGCGGCUGCUUCCAGAGUGUGGGGAAGCUCUUCAACAAUGCCCUCAAGGGUGGCGUGGAUGAUGAGAUCUCGCUGACGGCUUACAUCACUGCCGCGCUGCUGGAGCUCCACCUGGAGAAGAAUGGCACCAUGGUGGAUGACGCUUUACUCUGCCUCAAGAAGGCAUCACACAAUGUCAACAGCACCUACGCCCAGGCCUUGAUGGCUUAUGUCUUCACACUGGCCAAGGACAUGGAGACAAGGCAGCAGCUCCUGGAGCCGCUAGACCAACUGGCUGGCCAACUUGGAGGGCACCUGCCCCAGGCAAAUGAUGAGGACUCCUCUGAAGCAGUGAUGGAAGAUUCUUCGUCAUCAAUUGAGACAAUGGCCUACAUCCUCCUAACUCACAUUUCCAAACCAGAGGUGUCAGCUGCAGAAAUCUCAGCUACCUCCCAGAUUGUGCGCUGGCUCACCCAUCAACGGAACCCCUAUGGGGGCUUUGCCUCCACUCAGGACACAGUGGUUGCCCUUCAGGCCUUGGCCAGAUAUGCAGCCCUGACAUACCACGAGGCACAAGGGGUAAAGGUGACGGUGCAAGCCAAGGAGGGCUCCCAGCAGGAGUUCCAUGUGGAUAAGAAGAACCAGCUGGUGCUGCAGCAGGCAUCUCUCCCUCAAGUCCCAGGGGAGUACGUGGUGCAGGCAGUCGGGAAUGGCUGUGCGUAUGUGCAGACGACGCUGCGCUAUAACGUCCCGCCCCCAGACAGCAAAGCGACCUUUGUCCUGGAUGUGAAGACGGCACCUGAGGAGUGCAACCAUGCUGCCAGGAAACACUUUGACCUCCAUGUGCAAGUCAGCUACGUCGGAGAUCGGGAGCGCAGCAACAUGGCUCUGAUAGAGGUGAUGAUGCUCUCAGGGUUCGUCCCCGUGAAGAAGUCCUUGAAGAAGCUGGAGAAGAUGCCCCUGAUGAAGAAGACGGAGGUCGAGCCCAGCAAACUCACCAUCUACCUGGAGGAGCUGGACAAGUCUCCAAUCAGCUUCAACUUCUCAGUGAAACAAGAGAUCGAAGUGCAGAACCUGAAGCCAGCGACAGUGACGGUCUAUGAUUAUUACCAGCCAGGUGACAAUGCGAUUACAGAAUACAACGCCCCCUGCAGCUCAGCAGAUGUCAAGAAGGAGGAUUCCCAGUAAAGCCCUCUGGCUCUGAGCCCUGAAUUUCUCAAUCUGGGCAUCACUGCUGGUAGGGGAAGAACUUCCCAGCUUUGGCCUCUUUUCUACGAGGCUCAUUUCUGUUCCCCUUCGCUUUCUCUCCUUCUUUUGAUCGGCACCCAUCUUCUCAAGGGGAAACCUGGCUUGAGGCACAAUAGUGUGGAACUGGGCUGUAACCCAGGAGAGCCAAAUUAAUGGGUCAGGACAUGCAAAGAGGAGAGCAAAGCCACUGGGGGUCGCAUCCAGGUGGGAUCCAUCUGCUGGAAGCAAGGAGGUAAGAAAGAAGGAGGAAGAGCUGGAGAAAACGGUCCCCUCCAGAUGCGCUGGGAGCUCUAUGAUCUCUUCCUUGCCUUGGUUUCUUCCUUUGCGUGGGAUUUCUUUAGGAAUCAAGGAAAGGCCUGACCUGCCAAGUUCAGAUUUGGAUCCUGAUUCCCCCAGAGCAGCAGGGAGUUUGCUUCCACGGUUUUGGUUCAAGCCCUACUGUAUUAAAAGCAAAAUGAAUAAACUGUACUAUGGAGGCCUGUGUGCUGUGCGCCUGUGGAA